Messenger RNA from Hippoglossus stenolepis (Pacific halibut), 2405 nucleotides. It is a transcript of the gene slc22a15, whose product is annotated as solute carrier family 22 member 15. Bases 82 to 1584 code for a protein of 500 amino acids. The record is from RefSeq and is a predicted model, not a curated record. NCBI's taxonomy places the organism in Eukaryota, Metazoa, Chordata, Actinopteri, Pleuronectiformes, Pleuronectidae. Gene Ontology annotation, cellular component: membrane. Gene Ontology annotation, biological process: transmembrane transport. Gene Ontology annotation, molecular function: transmembrane transporter activity. The transcript has 13 exons.
ACGAACCCGGAAAUACACGGAGGUAACCCUCCCACGUUCCGUCGGUAAUGAACUUUAGCUCCCGGUACUGGAGGCUCGGGGAUGGAUGUGGACGCAGCCUUCCUGGUGGUCGGUGAGUUCGGACCGUACCAGAAACGGGCGGUGGCGGUUCUGGUCGUGACUCAGGUGUACAUGGCGUGUCAGUCCAUGCUGAUUGUUCUGGUUGGUUCUACACCCGAGUACCACAUCGAGCAGCAGGACGACGCCGCGGCCGGACGCCAGGAGCUGCACCAACAAGUCACCUUUACAGAGGACAUCGACUCCAUAGUGACUGAGUGGUUUCUCGUCAAGCAGCAGGCCUAUAAGGUCAGUCUCGCUGGAUCGCUGUUCUUCGCGGGCCUUCUGGUGGGAAACAUCGUCUUCGGGCCGCUUUCCGACAAGAUCGGGAGGAGACCGGUCUACUUGACAGGUCUUUUUUUUGAGGUGGUCUUUGGCUACAUGACGGCGUUAGCCCCCAACUACGAGGUCUUCGCCGUGUCUCGUCUUCUGGUGGGACUGAUGAACGGCGGCAUCGGCCUGGUCAGCUUCGUCCUCACUCAGGAGUACGUGGGCAAGUCCUACUGGGCCAUGACAGGGACAUUGACCAGUAUGAGUUUUGCGAUCGGUAUUGCUCUGUUCGGAGCUCUGGGAUACUUCAUCCGGCCGUGGAGGAGUCUCGCCACGGCAGCCAACUCGCUUGGCGUCCUGUUCUUCCUUCUGUCUGUAACUCUUCCAGAGUCUCCUCGGUGGCUGUAUUCUCAGGGUCAGACGGAGCGAGCUGAAGAGGUUCUGCGCUACAUGGCGCUGAGAAACGGCAACGCCGCCAACCACCUGGUGCUGCAGCGAGUCGGCAAUGCUAAAGCUGGUAACCAUGGCAACAUGGGCACGGGUGUCCUGCAGCUGGUCCUCCAUCCGGUCCUGCGCCUUAGGACCAUGGUGCUCAUGUAUGUCUGGUAUGCGUGCAGUCUGGUGUACUAUGGUCUGACUUUUGGGGCCAGUGAAACCUCUGGCAACCGUUACGUUAAUGUGGCCAUGUACGGUCUGGUGGAGCUGCCCGCCUAUCCGCUCUGUAUAUACUUCAUCAACAAACACUGGGCUGGGAGGAGGAAAAGCAUGGCCGGCUUCCUGUGUCUGGCCGGCACCGCCUGCCUCUGCACCACGUUCAUCCCUGAAAACACAGGGACGUUGCUGAGCGUCACGUCGUUGGCACUUCUGGGGAAACUGAUGGUCAGCGCUGCGUUCAACAUCGCCUACAUCUACACGUCGGAGCUCUACCCAACAGUUAUCAGGAACGCUGGUUUGGGGGUGUGUUCAAUGUCGAGCAGAAUUGGAGGAAUUCUGGCACCAUUUGUUCCCUCCAUGCGGGCCUUCCACACUUCCAUGCCCUUCACUGUGUUCUGUCUGAGCGGCCUCUCCGCAGGCUGCCUUGGCCUCCUGCUUCCUGAGACCCUCAAUGGACCCGUAGCCGAAACUCUGGAGGAGCUCAACAGCAUAACACGCAGCCGAGUGCUGGAGAGCAAGGCGCUUUUGUACGAGGACAACAAAAGGAAAUCAAACAACAAAUGAAGCCUUCGGCCUUGUCUUCAUCGCAGCUGCAGCUCAGAGCAGCGAGACAGGACUGUCCACGCUUAAUUCCUUAUGGAACUGAUUGCCUCAAUAGUUCGGUCCCUUCAAUGAACUCGAAGGACAUUUUAAACAAGGUGGUGCCACGGACACUCUGGGAUUCCCCCUGUUUCUAAAUCUACAGGACAGUAGAAACUCUGCCUUGAUUCAAUAUCCCUGAAUGACAUUGUGAUGUUGGUGCCUUUAUUUGGUGGCAGUUGAUCCAACAGGAUGGAUAUGUGACAGUUGUUAAGCUUCAGGAGAAGCUGCUUAAAAAAGAGUGAGUGAAAAAUACUGGAAUAUUAAAAGGAAACGAGACGAAAAACACAUCACAUCACACACUCGCUGAGUUUAAUCACAUUCCUCAAAAGACAUUUCCAGUUUGUGUGUACGUGCGUGUGUGUGCGUGCAUGGUGGCGGGGGGGUCAUCAGGAUUUAAUGUUGGGAAGAUGCAGCUUUACAGCAUCAGAACAGACUGAGGUCAGAUUAUCAAUGUUUUUAAGUCAGAUUUUUGUGAGACUGAAACUAGAUCUCUUUAUGAUCUGAUGUGUACAGGAAGUUUCUGCCUCUCGACCAAUGUCAGCUGGGAUUGACCAUAGCCAAAAAGAGUGAUGGACUGCCCCCCCCCUUCACCACAAAAUGAUAUAAUUUAGUGUCUCUGCCUUCUGUGCCUUUUCUUGUCACCUUUAUUACAGAUGAAGCUACACUUUGCACGUCAAUUGUUUGAAAGAGAAAAAUGUGAUUCGUUGUUUAUAUUCAUGUAAAUAAAGAAAUAAGAAAACAAA